Molecule: messenger RNA, 10576 nt
Organism: Patiria miniata (bat star)
Lineage: Eukaryota; Metazoa; Echinodermata; Asteroidea; Valvatida; Asterinidae
Product: receptor-type tyrosine-protein phosphatase S-like
Exons: 34
Coding region: 61-6201 (2046 amino acids)
Biological process (GO): protein dephosphorylation
Molecular function (GO): protein binding; protein tyrosine phosphatase activity
Source: RefSeq, a predicted model, not a curated record
UUUUUGUUAUAACCCAUGCAGAUUUACUACUGAGGACAGCUACAUACAAGGUGUGCAGUCAUGUCGCUGAGGCAGCGUGAUAGUCUUUCUUCCAACUGCUUGUUAAUCUGUGCAUUGGUAACCCUUGUCUGGAUGUCAGAUCUCUGUGUAGCAGUUCAGCCUCCAGUGAUCACCAGAGAACUACAAUCUGAGUUUGGUAUUGAGGGAGGUGUCAUAGUAUUUGUAUGCCAGGCAUCAGGUGAUCCUGAACCAUCGUUCCGCUGGGAAAAAGGAUCUCGCAAUGCCCAAAACACCAGAUCUGAAAUCUUUCCUAUGCCUUCUGGAUCUGUUCUGAGGAUUGAGCCAUUAAGAGAUGGUCGUGAUGAUGCAGAAUUUCACUGUAUUGCUUCAAACAUCGCUGGAACAGCAAGAAGCACUGCAAGGCUCCAGGUUUAUACAAGUACACGUAUACCUGCUGGUUUUCCAGUGAUCACAAGAGACCCGGUGCUUGAUGUUGUAGAAAAGGGCUUUCCAAUAUUACUUCACUGUGAGGCUGAAGGCAACCCAGACCCAGAAAUCAUCUGGUUCAAAGAAUACAUACCUGUUGAUCUCAGCACAGAGCGAGUCAAGCUUACAUCAUCUGGCUUGUCAAUAAGUGUGUCAGAGUUUUCUGAUCGUGGGAAGUAUCAGUGUGCUGCUAGGAAUUCUGCAGGUAUUCGCUUCUCCAAGACGGCUCUUUUGUAUGUUAGAGUGAGACGGGUGGCACCACGCUUCACCAUUUUCCCUGAGACGCAAGAAGUUGUCCCUGGUGGUAAUGUGAACCUUACCUGUGCAGCCAAUGGUUCCCCAAUGCCUGUCAUUAAGUGGAUGAAAGGUGAUGAGGAUCUGAGUGGUCCUGAUGAUACUCUUCCCCAGGGUAGAAGUGUCCUGGUUUUAAAGAAUGUACAGGAGACUGCAGAGUACACAUGUUAUGCAAUGAGUGACCUUGGAGAGAUUGAACAUACAGUAACAGUGACUGUCAGGACUCGUCCAGACUCUCCACCUGUGCCAACAUUGAGCCAGCAUACUGCUAAUACAGUCACUGUCCAGUGGAUAGCUGGCACUGAUGAACCUAUUAAGACCUAUGUUCUGAAAUAUGAGCCAAGUUCCUCUCCUGGUGCUGCCAAAGAAAUAGCUGGAAUUACUGUCACUGAGUAUACCAUCGAUGACUUGCUGCCUUUCACAGAGUACAAUGUGCGUGUUGCAGCAGUCAAUACAAUAGGUCGGGGAGACUUCAGCAGGGCCUUGACAGUCACUACAGCACAGCUGGCACCUUCAACGGCCCCACGAGAAGUUCGUGCAAGUCCUUUGAGUGCAAGCACUAUACUGGUGCAAUGGACAGCUCCAGAAACACCCAAUGGGAUUGUUAGAGGCUAUAACAUCUAUUACAGCAACACACCCAGUCAGAAUCUGAGCUUCUGGUAUAAACAUUCAGUGGAAGAUGGUACCCAGAGACUGACAACAAUUAGUGACCUCAAUCCAGACCAGAUUUACUCAAUACGUGCUUCAGCAUUUACUGCUAUUGGUGAAGGGCCAGCCUCAAAUGCAGUCCAGGUCAUAACAAAGCAAGGAGUUCCUAGCCAACCCGAAAUGUUUGUUGGUGAAGCCAUCUCUGCAACACAGAUCCGUUUGACAUGGAGACAACGUGAAACUGAGGCUCAGAUUCUCUACUAUGAGCUGUAUUACAAUGACUCAAAAACUGGAAAUGAUGAACAUAGGAGUAUUCCUAAAGCAGAGACAUACACCCUCGAAGAUUUGAAGCCAAACACAGUCUAUAACAUACGCCUUGCUGCAAAAUCCAGGGCAGGGCAGGGAGCUAGCACACCUAUUGUAUCAGUUCGCACAGAACAAGCUGUCCCUGGUGCUCCCCCACAAGAUGUCAAAGCCACUACUCUGAGUUCUACAAGUCUUCGGAUUGAAUGGGAACCACCACCUCAAGACCGCCAAAAUGGCGAUGUAACAGGCUAUAAAGUCAGCUAUGUGAAAGUCCCUCGUAGUGGAGAAGUGGAUACGCAAGACGAAAUGUUACUGGCAGUGGGGCCUAAUGACAGAUCUUGUGUCUUGGUAAAUCUUGACAAGUGGACAAUAUAUCAGAUAACUGUGUUGGCGUCUACAAAGAUUGGGGAUGGGCCUGCAUCCCGGCCAAUAAGUGCUGAAACUGAUGAAGAUGUUCCAGAAGGUCCACCACGCAAGGUUAGUGUUGAAGCCUUGAAUUCAACCACCAUUGCCGUUCGCUGGAGCCCUCCUGUAUUGGAUCGACAACAUGGUGAAAUCCGUGGGUACCAAGUUCACUUUCAAGUUGUGUCUGCUGAUGAAGACCCAUUAGGACCACCCCAAGUCAAGUGGGUUCCACUUCCAGAUAUAAGGGAAAACGCAGAUGAACAGGAAAAAAUUCUGGAAAAUCUUUCCCCCAAGACUUACUAUUCAAUUGAAAUUGCUGCCUAUACCAUCAAAGGAGAUGGAGAACGUAGCAGACCAAAACUAGUACAAACUCCAGGACAAGUUCCUGGACAACCCAAAAGGUUUGUGGUAGAGAGAAUUGAGAGUGGUGACUACCAUGCCCAUUGGGAGAGGCCUGAUGAUACCCAUGGAGACCUGCUUAUGUACAAAUUGAGCUACCAGACCAGUACCAGUAGACCUCUGUAUCGGGAGAUUAGACCUCCAGCCACUGAGUUCUACCCUAUUACUCUUAAUAAGGGUCAGAGAUACAUCUUCACAUUGGCUGCAAAGAACAGUGAAGGGUAUGGUCUUCAAGCAGAAACUGAUGUUAUCACACCUGAAGGAAAACCUACAGGCGCCCCACAAAACUUCACUGGGAGGGCAUUAACUAGUACAUCUAUACAAUUGUCCUGGUCCAAACCAUCUGAUGAGGAGAGUAAUGGAGUAAUCACACUCUAUAGUAUACUCUAUUACUUGGAGAAGGAACCAGGGCAAGAGUUUACCAAUGACACUGUCAACACUCAGGUCACCUUCACUAACUUGAAGCCUAGCACACAGUAUGUCUUCAAAGUGAGGGCUCAUACAGGAGUUGGCUCAGGUCCCUAUGGAACUGAAGUGAUUCUUGUCACACCACAUCCAGCUCCUAGAGAAGCACCGCGUUAUGUCCAUGCUAAGCCAGUCAGCACAACCUCCAUCCUAGUUGAGUGGAAACCACCUCUUGACAUUGAUAGUAGUCGCCCUGGCUUGACUUACAUUGUGUACUACACAAGUGGGUCUGUAGAUUCAAAUCUUGACAGCUGGCAACGGAGAGUUGUUGGUAAUUUUCACUCUGAAGAGAUAAGUGGUUUGGAGCCCAAAACAGUCUACGCUAUAGUAGUGCAGCUUCAAACCCCUGAGGGCAACUCUCCACGCUCAUACGUUGAGCGUGCAACAACACUUAAGGAAGAAUCAACUGCACCAGACAGAUUUCAGGCUGAGCUAAAAGAUGGAAAUUCUGUCAAGCUUGUUUGGGAUACGCCAUCUAGCACAGAUGGUUCCACCACAGGAUACAGAAUUGUGUAUGCCACAAGCCCCCAGGGACAGAAGGAGCACCCAGAUCACGUUGAUGAAGGCCAAAGCGUUACUCUGACUAAUGAACACAGGACUUUCCAUAUAUCUGCUUUGAAACCAAACAUGGAGUACCAAUUCAACAUCACAGCUGUUACUGAGACUGGAAGUAGUCCCCCUGCCACUGUCUUGGUACAUACGAGGCGGGCUGCCCCCAAUCAUGUGCCCAUUCCAGAAGUGGAUAUGGCAUUAACCACAGCCACGACACUGACAAUCACAAUUCCACCGCUAGAUUCAAGGAAUGGCCAAAUAGAUAACGUUUUGAUUGUGGUGGUUCCUCUUGAUGGGCCCAGCCUUCCAACAGGCUCUCCUAGCGAUUACUCUAUGGAUGAGUUGUUGCCUUCCUCUGGCCAUAGAAACCAGCGAGAUACAUCAUUGCGCAAGCGUCGGGCCACCAGUAAUUCCCUUCCAUACAUUACUGCUUAUCUCCUUGCAAGUGAGCUGACUGUGCCCUUUACCAUUGGAGAUGAGCGCUACAUCAAUGGGUUUCAUAAUAGGCCACUUGAGGAAAACCGUUACUACACAUUCUUCAUAAAAGCUAGAGUUUUAUCUGAAGAUGAGGAGUUGUUAGUUGCUUCUAGUGAUUAUAGCCAUCCAGUACAAGUUAAGAAAAGAAUCAGUACUGCACCUGGUGGUAAUAAUGGCACACCAGAACCAAACCGCUCCAACCCUAGCAAAGAACCUAGUGACAGCAGUUCAAUGCCAGCCAUCAUCGGAGCAGUCAUUGGUGUCAUCAUUCUCCUGGUCAUCAUCGUCAUUAUUAUAAUCUUCCUUAGGAACAAGAGGAGAAGUGGACCCACUGAGCGUAGACCGAAGCGUAAGGAAGUCAAGUCGACAAACCCAUCUGACCCAGUAGAGAUGAGAAGAAUGAACUACCAAACACCUGCUAUGAUGUCGCAUCCUCCCAUUCCUGUUAUGGAAUUGAGUGACCACAUUGAGCAUCUCAAGAGCAAUGAAAACCUCCUCUUCUCCCAGGAAUAUGAGUCCAUUGAACCAGGUCAGCAGUUCACAUGGGACCAUUCUAAUCUAGAAGUAAACAAGCCCAAGAAUCGCUAUGCAAAUGUGAUUGCAUAUGACCACUCCCGGGUCAUCUUGUCACGUGUUGAUGGUCUGCCAGGCAGUGACUAUCUCAAUGCUAACUAUUGUGAUGGUUACCGUAAGCAGAAUGCUUAUAUUGCUACACAAGGACCAUUACCAGAAACACUUGGUGACUUUUGGAGAAUGGUGUGGGAGCAGCGUACAUGCACACUUGUGAUGAUGACCAAGUUGGAAGAGAGAAACCGUGUCAAGUGUGAUCAGUACUGGCCUAGCAAGGGACAUGAGACAUAUGGAGAUAUUCAGGUCACCUUGCAUGAUAUGACGGACUUGGCUACUUACUCCGUUCGCAACUUUUCUCUGAUCAAUAUUAAGAAACCAGCAGAGAAACGGGAGGUUCGUCAGUUUCAGUUCACAGCCUGGCCUGAUCAUGGUGUUCCUGAGCAUGCUACACAGGUUCUGGCAUUUGUUAGUCGCAUCAAAGCCUGUAACCCUCCUGAUGCUGGGCCAAUUGUGGUCCAUUGCAGUGCCGGAGUGGGUCGCACUGGAGCCUUCAUUGUAAUCGACUCUAUGUUGGAGAGGAUCAAGCAUGAGAAGACAGUGGAUAUCUAUGGUCAUGUCACCUGUCUCCGUGCACAGCGUAACUACAUGGUACAGACUGAGGAGCAGUAUAUCUUCAUCCAUGAGGCUUUAUUAGAGGCAGUGCUGAGUGGAAACACUGAAGUACCAGCAAGGAAUCUUUAUUCCCACAUUCAGAAACUGACACAAACUGAGCCAGGAGAAACCAUUACAGGAAUGGAGAGCGAGUUCAAGCGUCUGGCCAAUCAGAAGGCUCUGCCAUCGAAGUUUGUGAGUGCAAAUCUACCAGCCAACAAGUUUAAGAACCGAUUGGUCAACAUUCUUCCAUAUGAAUCAACUCGUGUCUGUUUGCAGCCAAUACGUGGCGUUGAGGGUUCUGACUACAUCAAUGCAAGCCAUAUCGAUGGCUAUAAGCAGAAGAGUUCGUAUGUUGCUACCCAAGGGCCCCUUGCAGAGACCACUGAAGACUUUUGGCGUAUGCUGUGGGAGCAGAAUUCAACCAUUAUUGUCAUGCUGACCAAGUUGAGGGAAAUGGGACGGGAGAAGUGUCAUCAGUACUGGCCCGCUGAACGGUCUGCUAGAUACCAGUACUUCGUUGUUGAUCCAAUGUCUGAGUACAAUAUGCCACAGUACAUCUUACGGGAAUUUAAGGUCACUGAUGCUCGGGAUGGACAGUCACGAACCAUUCGUCAGUUUCAGUUUACUGACUGGCCAGAUCAAGGGGUUCCCAAGUCAGGAGAAGGUUUCAUUGACUUCAUUGGCCAGGUUCACAAAACCAAGGAACAGUUUGGCCAGGAUGGACCGAUCACAGUUCAUUGCAGUGCUGGUGUUGGACGCACUGGUGUGUUUGUCACACUCAGUAUUGUUCUUGAAAGAAUGCGAUUUGAGAGUGUUGUGGACAUGUACCAGACAGUGAAGAUCUUGCGAACUCAGCGUCCAGCUAUGGUCCAGACAGAGGAUCAGUACCAGUUCUGCUACCGAGCAGCCUUUGAAUACCUUGGAUCAUUUGAUCACUUUACAUAAAGCAGAAUGUAGUCAAGACCAACUCAUACUGCUCGUCAUACAACUCGUACAGUCUAUACUAUCCUGACGACAAUUGUAAAUAGCACGUUGAUGCAUUUCCCUGUAGAAUCCUUGCUAUUUUUGUGGUUGCGGGUUUUCAAUUUGAUAUAAAUGGGGCAUUUGCCUGGCUUGUUGCGUAGUUGGCAAAUUUACUACUAUCAUUUCAUUGGCUCAUCUCCUCGCUGCUGGGCGUUAUAGUUGUGAAUAUGACAAGUUGGUGAGUCAGGGUAAUGAGCCAACUUAUCUGACUGGUUUAUGUUACAAAAUCUACAUUGCAUUAUACUAAUGUAACAAAAGUGAGUAUUACAAAUUGGUCCGAGAGGUUAAACUUUGAAAUGCCAAUACUUCUGAAAUGCCAAGAAACAAAUUUACAUGAAAACAAUUGCCUUGAGUAUCAAAAGCACAGUGAAAUCAAUUGGUCAUCAUGUUUGGUGACUUGACUUGGCACACACACUGACACAUCAGUUAUUUAUAGGGUGUCUUUAUAAUGAACAAUCAGGCAACAAUACUAGAAUAUAAUCCAAUCAUUGGAUGAAUUAUUUUGAUUUGAUUAAUUCAAAGAAAAGUACUUAUGUUGUAAAGUAAAGUUUACCGCUAACAGCUUCAGUUUAUAGCUUAUUUUGUAAUAUUCUUGAAAUAUGUCUUGCAGUAAGAAGUAUUUUGUACAAUGUUUACAUUUUAAAGAAUGGGUGUUUUUUUAAGUUGACUUUCUGUGUAUGGAUGUAGACUAGAGGUUAAUUUGAACAUAUCUCCAGCUUGGAGGUAUUCAAUUGGUGCUGGGUACAGUGUUAAUGUUCAUGCUUUUCUAAGGACUUGUAGGUGACUUGUAUGUAGCAUUGAUCUAGUGUUAAAGUAAAGAACAAGAUGUCAUUUUGGAAGUGUUUGUAAUAUUUUGUAGACUAAUUGGCUGUACCUAGGAAGUUGUAUUGGUUUGUGUGUAUGACACUUGAAGUUGAGUGAUUGCAUGAUCGCCAGUAAUUGGUUUAGUUGAUAACAUUUAUAUGAUGCCUCAUUUUAAUUGAUUUCAGUACUUGAAUUGUUAAAGCUGCAUUCAUUAUCAAGUAACUUGUGUAGUUAAUUGAGUAUAUCUUUAAAGCUUACCUUUUGUAACAAAAAAAAUGUAUUCAUUUGAUUUUGUAUUCAGUAUGUCUUAGUUAGAAUUUAAAAGCGAUACAGCCAAAGUUCUGAUAUUCAACCUUUAUUCAGAUGACAUAAUUCAACUUCCAGUUCAGACAUGAAAAAGAAUUUAAAAAAAAAAAAAAGUGUAGGUUGUAAUUUGAUUUUGUCUUAACCCUUGCUUUAAUACAUAUUCAUGACAAGUACACAGUGUUCCUGUAUAUUCAGAUGAUGUAGUUUCUCUACCACUUAGAUCAAUGUAGUUAUGUUUGGGCUGCAAGAAAGUCUUGGCAUGUAAGUGGUCCUAUUUAUGGCACGUGGGCAUUCUCAGGAUGUAGUUCUUGAAGAAACUUUUAGGACUUUGCACAAUUUAAAGAAUCAAUGUGAUGUUUGAUCAAUCUUCUUUUCCUUUCCAUUGUUGCAUAUUUUAUUUUAAAGGUACCCAAUGCAAAUAAAGUACAGAUAAAGGGCUUUUUGUCGCAACACUGUUAAAGAUGAAAGAUGAAAAAAACAAUUUUGGGGGGUUUUGCUUUUUUGGGGGGGGGGGGCAUUUCACAGUGUAAGAGGGUACAUUUCAGUUUGGAAUUUUAAACCCAGAAAAAAAAUUUUUUUUUUUUUUUUUAUAAAUGGAACAAAACUUCACAAGAGUCUUGUAGCUGCACAUAAUGGAACUUAUGAUAGGUGCUUAGUUUGAGCCAAAGGGGAUAUACAUGCAUUACUCAGCUAAUCAAGUUGUCUUCCAUCUGCUUUCAUGAAGAUAGCCACUUCCACUCUAUCAUGCCCAAUAAAUGCAGAUUGAGAAAUUUAGACUCGCCUUUGUUCAUCUUUUAAGAAGUAAUUGGACAUUUAACAAAUAAGAUUUGAAACUUUGCAUGGCGGUAGUGUCAACUAGUGAGGAUUUGCAGUCUCAAAAGAGAACGAGAUUCUUCCACAUGGUGUUACUGCAACCCUCAUUAGUUCAUUUAACAAAUGUAAUGUAAUGAUGUAAUUGGGGCAUUUUAGAAUGUUUUAUAUUUCUUUUUGUACAUAACAUGCAAUUGGUGCUUCUGAAGUUGAAUGUAGGAUAGAUAGUGUACAAUGAUCAGUUGUCAAAGAUUUUGUACGUAUUUGAUAGAAAAUUUAGCAUGGGUAAUUUCCUCCCUCUGAAAUGUUGAAAAGUGUGUAUGAGAACGUUGAUUGCAUACUGAUAACAACCAUCAGAGUCAGAUUAUAAGAGAAUGGUCAACGGCAAGGUGACUAGUCAACAUUCAAUAUUGGUUGGAAUUAUUGGGAUCAUAUUGCAUAUUCAAAUCUGGCUGGAACUCACUACAAUCACACUGAGUAAUUGUCAUUGUUUGCUAAGUUCAUACAUUGUUAGUGGGACAUAUUCGAAGUAGAAGUGUCAUAGGAUUGUUGACCCCGUGGUUGAAUACACUAGAACUAUAACACUGAAAUGUAUUUGGCUAUUUGCAUGGCUGCAUUGUACAGGUACUAUGUAUAGCCCCUUUUGGGUUUGCAUGAGAAUGGUAUCAUUGUUGGUGUAAAUGUUCUAGAAAUAGAACAGGAUGUAUAGAAUAAUGUUCCCAUAUAUUGACAGCUUUCUUUUUGUGGUGUUGAGGUCGAGUCCACAAUUCUGCCCAAGUCAAGUGGCAAGUUAUUCACAUUUCUGUAAUAAGUACAUCCUCUUGUUCAUUCACUUGUGACUUGACUUGUGCUGGACUUGACUACAACACUGCUGUCAUAUUUUAAUACCACGCCUUCCUCAUUUUCAUAGUAUGCAAUCCCUUCCUUGUUUUGUGAAUGUCUGCUUCGUUUGAAGUUGUGUAAGUUUUGCUAUGAAUGAGUAAGGUGCUAUGGGGCAGUUUUGUGAGUUUGGGCUCAUGAGUACCAAUGAUGUUUCAGUGAAGUACUAUGCAGGGCGGUCCAAAACAAAACAAACGCAACCUCAUACUUCCACUAUUCAGAGACCUGCACUAUUGAUAUGUAUGGAUAGGACAUUUUGUUGGAAGGAAAAUGAUACCAAAGACUCCCGAUUCGGUCCAGUAGUUUUGAUGCCAGUGCUUUUCUUAUGAACCAAAGUCAUGGGCUCUAAUUAGGAUUAUCGCACACAGUGAACAAAAGGAUUAUCUUAACCCCUGACAUUGGUUCACAAAAAUGGCACUGGAAUCAAAACUACUGAACCAAAUCGGGAGUUCUUGGUAUCAUUUUCCUUCUAACAAAAUUUCCUAGCCAUACAUAUUAAUGGUUUAGGUUGCUGGAUAUUGGAAGUAUGAGAUUGCAGGGUUUUUUUGGACCACCCUGUAUAUGCAUGAGAAACGUGUCAUGCAUAACAAACCUACAAUAACGAUUUGCUUAUCGUUAUGAUUAUGCUACCUCCUUACACUUACUACAUCCGACACUAGGGUUUUUUAAUUGAUAAUUUUUCUGUAUCCUGAUGAACUUAGUACAGAUAUUUUUUAUGUUAACUUAUUCAUAUAACUAUCAAGAAAUAAAAAUACAUUCAAGCCAUUGUAUUCAGUACAUCAUUUAGGUCAAGAAGAAGGUAUACAGAAGGUAUACAGAAAGUAAGUUGUACAAUGUUUGAAGUAGCACUUUGAUCACAAAAAUAUCGAGUAUUGCUGCAGAAUAAGUUUUCAUUUCUGUUUUGAAAAUAUGUUGCCACAUAAGCCACUUGUUGGAAAGAAGGCAGGGAAUGGCGAGCGUCAAAUGAUACACAAAACGUGUUUAAAUUUGAAAACUGUUUUGAAAAAAUUCAAAUUAUAUGACUUAACUGUAGUACAUAAAUUAAUGUGUAUUUGUCAAUGGUUAAGACAGUGUUGGCAAUGUGUUGAUUUGGUAGUAUGGUAAGUUUACCAGCUUGUCUCAGUUUUCUACUUAACAUGUACAUGUACUUUGUAGCCGGUAGUCGACCUUACUUAUGGUUUACCGAGUGUGAUGUAAAAAUCCAUUUUGUCUUAUGCAUAAUUCAAUAGCAAUAUGAUGCCGACUCUACAGACACUGGAUUUUGUAGUAUUUACAUGUAAAAGUGAUGGAACUUUAUGAGCAAGAUAGCUAUUCACUUUAAUGCUUCAUUAUUACUGCUUUUAAUACGUCAAUUUUAAAUGUACAAGUUAAUUAGCAUAGUUUUUAUUAUUGUAUACCCACCAAUGCUUAGUUUUACCUGGUGUUAAGUCAAGAUGCAUUCAUUGUGUACAUGUGCUCAAAUUUUGUAUCAAUUAAAAAAAAAUCCAAUACUAAUGUA